Molecule: messenger RNA, 2918 nt
Organism: Solanum lycopersicum (tomato)
Lineage: Eukaryota; Viridiplantae; Streptophyta; Magnoliopsida; Solanales; Solanaceae
Product: inactive TPR repeat-containing thioredoxin TTL3-like
Cellular component (GO): cytoplasm
Molecular function (GO): protein binding
Source: RefSeq, a predicted model, not a curated record
GAAAAAUAAAGCAAGAGUAGGUAUGUGACCCUUUAGAAUUAGAAAACAGCUGGCAGCCAUACGUGAGCUGCUCAAAGUCUCCUACGUGAACUCCUCUCCUUAAUUUGACUUGGUUCAAAAAUUAUAGGAAAAUAAAAUAAUGAAAUAAAAAAGAUUCUGCCAACACUAAAUUGUUUUAUUUCCCUCUAAAUAUCUUGAGAUCCUCCUUUGUUCCAUGACCGAGUCUUUUGGUCUCCCUUUUUACACCACAAAUACCAAACCAACAACAAAAAAAAGUUGAAAAAAUUUAACCAAACAGAAAAGUAAAAGAAAAGGUGUUGAAAAAAUUCCUUUUGCAUACAUUCAUCAUUACUACUAGUAUUAUUUACCCCCCCCCCCCCCCCCAAAACAGCUAAUUUGUUUCUUCUCUUAUCAAUUUUUCACAUUACAUUUCUCUUCUUGAUGUAAUCAUAUUUCAUUUCCAACAGAAAGAAAGAGAAACAAACACUAAAAAAACUAAAAGAAUAGAAUAUGACAAUUAUGUACUCUUCUCCUUGGGGCAGUCACCAUUUUUCACACAACCAAUUUCAUUAAAUGUAACAUCUUGUUUUUGGGUACUACAUAUUAUGGGUUGUUGGUGAGUUAUGUAUUUCUUUUAAAGCUUGGUCUACAAGUCUUACAUAAGAAGCUCAUUUCAUAUCUCAACUAUCUAUCCAAUUAUGGGUGAUGAAAGGAAAACAGGUUGUGGCCUGUUGAACGCUGUUUUUGGAAGGAAAACUAUGUGGACAAAAAGAUCGACAUCAACAGGUUCGCUUCCAACUCCAAAUUCCAGCAAUGGUAACAAUUUAACGCGAUCAUCUAGUACUCAAAAUUCUAAAAAGCAUCGGAAUGGAUCCAACGAGGCUUUUUUAGACAACGAGAAACAAGCUGAUAGGAUCAUACCAAGACCUAAUCCAAAUCAAUCCAAAGUAGCUGCGAAUAAGGGUAAUGUGCAAGGUGCUGCUGCUGCACCUGUUUAUAAUCAGCAGAAAACUAAUGGUCAAGGGUAUAAUAAUCAAGGAAGAAAAGUAGUUCCGCCAUCAACCGGGAUAUCAGGGGAGCUUGAAAACAUGAUACAAGAUCAUCAAAGAUCAAAUGGUGCUAAUACAUUAGUUCGUGCAUCGUCUAGCAAUGUGAUGUUGUUUGGUAAUUUGGGUAACAUAAGGCAGCAAGGUGGGGGCAAUGCUACAACAACUUCAACAGCGAAUCAUGUUCUUGAUUAUUUACCAAGAACGGCUAAAGAAGAACCACAACAACAACCAUCUCAGAAUGGGAAAUACCCGACGAGUGUUAUGGGUAAUGUAGUAAAGAAAAAGGGUGAUCAAGAACAGGGGAAAACAGGGGGCUCUGUUUCCCUUUGUCGCGCUUUAUCCACUAGAAUGGACCCUGAGCAAUUGAAGAUUCUUGGAAAUGAAGAUUACAAGAAUGGAAGAUUUGCUGAGGCUUUAGCUUUGUAUGAUGCUGCAAUUUCAAUUGAUCCAAAUAAGGCUUCUUAUCGAAGCAACAAAUCCGCUGCUUUGACUGCUUUAGGAAGGCUUCUAGAAGCUGUUUUUGAGUGCAGAGAAGCUAUAUCAAUUGAUCCUCAUUAUCAAAGAGCUCAUAAUCGUUUGGCCACUCUAUGUGUCAGAUUAGGAGAUACAGAGAAAGCUAUGUACCAUUACAAACUAGCUGCAUCAGAAGCUGAUCCUGAUGUUGUGACAAAGUCUAAAUCUAUUCAAAUGCAUCUUAGCAAGUGUACUGAAGCGAAGAGGCAAAGAGAUUGGAACACUCUUCUUAAAGAAUCUGCCCUCGCCAUAUCGGCUGGUGCAGAUUCUGCACCACAGAUAUUUGCUUUGAAAGCGGAGGCAUUGGUGAAGCUCCAUAGAUACCAUGAAGCAGAUCAAACUCUGAAGCAUGGUCCGAAUUUUGAUAUCGAUGAAUGUAUAAAGUUCUUUGGCCCUAUUGGCAACGCAGGCUUGUUAGUCAUUCAAGCUCAAGUUGACAUGGCUGCUGGCAGGAUUGACGAUGCCCUAGCAGCGGCUCAACGAGCAUCGCAACUAGAUGGGAAUAACAAGGAAGUGAACAUGAUAGUUAGGAGGACAAGGGGAGUAGCAAGUGCUAGAACAAAGGGAAAUGAGUUGUUUAAAGGUGGAAAAUAUGGAGAUGCUAGUGUUGCUUAUGGUGAAGGACUAGAGCAUGAUCCACACAACUCAGUUUUAUUGUGCAACAGAGCAGCUUGCAGAUCAAAACUUGGCCAAUUUGAGAAAGCACUUGAGGAUUGCAAUACUGCCCUUAAUGUUAGACCAUCUUUCACCAAAGCUAGGUUGAGGAAGGCUGAUUGUUACUUUAAGAUGGGAAAAUGGGAAGCAUGCGUACAAGAAUGUGAAGUGUUGAUAAAGGAGACACCAGAAAAUGAGGAUGUGGGACAAAUGAUUAAGGAUGCCCAACAACAACUCAAAAAAUGAGGAAUUUGUCAAAGACAUGAAGAGCAUGAACACCACACAAUGACAUUUAUGGUUGUCCAUAACAAAGUAAUUUGAAUUGUAUCAUCACUUGUUUGUUCAAUUCCAAUCCCUCCAUAAAAGGAAACAAAAGGGUCAAAUAUAGAAAAAAAAAAGUGGUAGGGAAGGGAUUAAGUGAAGGAUUUAUAAAGGUCUUUUAGGGAACAAAGAAAAUAGAUAAUGGGAGAAAGAUCAAAGGAUUAAGAGGCUUGAGCUAGAAAAUAGGAUUUGGUAGGCUAUAUUGGCUCAUAUCUUUAGGGAAAAAAGAAAACAAAAUUAAAGAAAGGAAUUCAUUAGGGUGCUUUAGAAACAAAAAAAAUUAAAGCACUAUGAAUUUUUAGUGAAUGAGAACAAUUCUUUUACAUUUGAUGCAUUUUCUUAAUAUGUAAUCAGUUUGUUUAACAUGGUUUUCCCGACUCA